AUGGCUUUUCAACAAGUUAAAAAUACCUUUCUACGGUCAUUUAUAAAAGGAGUUUCUUCAACACAAAGAUGUAAUUCUUCCAGUGGACUUUUUUUUGGUCUUAGUGAAGAACAGAAGGAGUUUCAGGAAUUGGCUAGAAAAUUUACAAAAGAAGAAAUAAUACCUGUUGCAGCUGAACAUGAUAAAACUGGAAAAUACCCCUGGGAAAUUGUUAAAAAAGCCCAUUCACUGGGCCUUAUGAAUGGAGGAGUGGAACCUGAGUUUGGUGGCAUUGGUCUUGGCAUCCUUGAAGGAUGUAUAGUUGCUGAAGAACUGGGCUAUGGCUGUACUGGAAUUAUGACUGCACUCGAAGCAAAUAGCUUGGGGCAAACACCGGUAAUCAUUGCGGGAAAUAAAGAACAAAAGAAAAAAUAUUUGGGAAGAUUAAUAGAAGAACCACUUGUGGCCGCUUAUUGUGUGACAGAACCUGGUGCUGGAUCCGAUGUUAAUGGCGUUAAAACAAAAGCUGAAAAGAAAGGUGAUGACUGGAUAAUUAAUGGACAAAAAAUGUGGAUUACAAAUGGCGGUGUAGCAAAUUGGUAUUUUGUAUUGGCAAGAACCAAUCCUGAUCCAAAGGCACCAGCGAGCAAAGCCUUUACUGGAUUUAUUGUGGAAAGAGACACCCCUGGGCUUACACCUGGAAGAAAAGAAAUAAAUAUGGGUCAAAGAGCUUCUGACACAAGAGGAAUUACAUUUGAAGAUGUUAAAGUUCCCAAAGAAAAUGUUUUAAUUGGUGAAGGACAGGGUUUUAAAAUUGCCAUGGGAACUUUUGAUAAGACAAGACCAGCAGUUGCUGCAGGAGCCGUUGGAUUAGCUCAGAGAUGUUUGGAUGAAGCUACAAAAUAUUCUUUAGAACGUAAGACCUUCGGAGUUCCAAUAUGUAGUCAUCAAAGUAUAGCAUUCAUGCUUGCCGAUAUGGCAGUAUCCGUCGAAACUGCCCGUUUAGCUAUGUUAAAGUCGGCUUGGCAAAGAGACCAUGGGGAAAGAAACUCUUUGUCAGCUGCUAUUGCUAAAUGCUAUGCUGCCGAUAUAGCUAACAAAUGCGCUACUGAUGCAGUACAAAUAUUUGGCGGAAAUGGAUUUAACAGUGAAUAUCCCGUAGAAAAAUUGAUGAGAGAUGCUAAAAUUUAUCAAAUUUAUGAGGGUACAUCUCAAAUUCAAAGAUUAAUUAUUUCAAGAAAUAUUUUAGAAAAUGCCAAACAAAAUAUGUAA
This is a messenger RNA of Brassicogethes aeneus, 1251 nucleotides long. NCBI's taxonomy places the organism in Eukaryota, Metazoa, Arthropoda, Insecta, Coleoptera, Nitidulidae. The record is from the annotation of a GenBank genome assembly.